AUGACGAAGCUGGCCCAUCGAGUGCGGGCCUUUGCACCCAAGACCAAGAGCGGCUGCAAGACUUGUCGAUCACGCAGAAUCAAAUGUGAUGAGACGAAACCAUCCUGCAAGAAGUGCUUGACUGGUGACCGGACGUGCGAAUGGUUCGAAAGUGCAAGUCCAACGCCACCGAAGAGCUCGCCCGAAAGCAGCGACCAGAGCGAGAGACGAGUUCUUUUGCCUGCAAGGAGUGCUGUCUAUGUCCCAGAUCCUUCGUCCGCUGAUGUACAACCAUCAUCACUUGGACUUGGCUUAGAUGCGUGGGAACGUUCUGCGUUGGGAUUCUUCAUCAAUCGUACGGCUCGAGAUCUUGGGUACUCGUUCCCCACGAUCGAGUGGAUAUCACGGACUCUUCAACUGAGCCAUGAGGAGCCUGCCCUUCGUUACGCCAUGGUGGCGCUAGGUUCCAUGCAUCAAGCUCGAAGGGCGUACACCCAUACCUCGAUGUCGCCGGUGAUCGAGCCUGGACAUCUCAAGAAUGCACUAGGUGGAUACGGCAAAGCCAUGACGCAUUUACGUCGCCGGAUAGAGGACAGCUCCGUUGGCAACAGGAUCCAGACGACAAGUAUGAUACUGUUGAGUUGUCUCUUGUUCUUCUGCUUCGAACAACUGCAGGGUGAACAAGCCACAGCCUGUCUACACAUGCAAAAAGGACAGCGAAUUAUUAAAGAGAUGCUCUCCAGUCCGCACUCGACACAAAUCGAGCCUUUUCUGAAAGCAACAUACGGCCUCUUCUCCGGCUUCGAAGACCUUGACUUUACUUUGUUCCAAGGUCAAACGCUUGAUCCCACGGACAGGCGUGGCGUCGCGGAAAUAGCUGCAAGUAUGCCCGCGUACUUUUACAACUUCGAACAGGCGAAAAUAUGCCUCAAAGGACUUGAACAAGCCCGGGGAAGAUUUGUAUCAGAGCUGAUGAACCUGGCCAAUGAUGCACUGAAAACAUUGGAGGCGGUCCCAACGGAUCCAGCUGUCGUGCUGUGCCUGCAGCAUUGUGUGAGUCGAGUCGUUGAGUUGGGUGAUCGUAGAGACCUGGUCAAAGAUCUUGACGAUCUCCAGCACGGAUACGAUGCAUGGCUGUCAGCUUUCGCCAAUGCUGGGACUGGUCUUCGCGGGACACCUCACUCCUGGGCUGUGAUUCGUAUGCAAUGCCUGAUCAGCAGAUUCAGUGCUCGAAUCAUGCGAGAACCGGCGGAGAAGGUCUGCGAUCUCUAUGAGGAUGAUUUUGUCGAAGUACUGAAUUUGGCGGAACAAUGCCUGCUGGUCUACCCUUCGACUGAUGACUUUUUCGCCAGCCUAUCUGGGAUGCUGAGCAGCUCUGGCUACGGCCUUGCCCUCAGCACAGAUUUACUCCCUCACAUAGCCUUAUGCGGCUUCAAAUCUCGGCGUACAUCAACAAGAGAGCGAGCGAUUGAUAUCUUAACGGUCGCAAACAAGCACGACGGCGUUUACCAAAGCGCAAUCCUCGCACGCUUCGUCAGGCGCCCCGCACAGUGUGAACAGGGGCGUGCUAUGGAGCUGGGAUACUAUCCAGGACCGAACGGUUUCGAUGCCUCUCAAAUCCCUGAAGAAGCACGAGUAGCCGAUACGGUCUUUGCACAGGUCAAGUACCGUCCUCGAUCUAUCAACAUGAUUAGCUGUCGCUACGUCCGUAACGAAGCCGGGGAGCCUCGAUUUGAGAUCACGGAAGACAUCUGUGAUCUUUUCACUGGCGAGGAUCAGUCCAGCACGACCUACGACAUCGCGACGCCACAGUCAUGCCAGCAAGGAAUGCCACACUCGACUGCCACACUUGUUAGAAUAUCCCCAGAAUCGGGCAGUAUUGACGGCGCGAGGACCGAAAAUACUUGCCCAUCAUCGUCAGACAACAUCGAGGGUGUCUUGGUACCCCUGAUACCUCCCAAAGGGCAACCCUCUUCCUCGGCAUCCCCCUCUUCGGCCUCCUCAGCUCCAUCAGCACCCGCGAACAUCCAUCCAGUCUUCUCCUUGGGCAAGGACUCCAAAUACUCCUCUUGGAAAUCAUACCCUCCACGGGUGUCCACGGCCAACUACUCUCGGUCCCCCGGUUUGAUCGAGGACAAGAGACUGAUGAGGAUUCCCGCUGGCACGCUACCGGAUGAGUGUUCGCGCACCGAGAGCACUUUGCAGCCUGUUGUGCCGCGAACACAGAGGGCUGAGCGCGAGCUCGACAAUGCAAAAUCGCCGCUGCUAAAGCUACCAGCUGAGAUCCGUAAUGAGAUCUACGAGCUCUGCGUUCCACACGGCGAAGUCUUCGACACCGCAAGCGCGUUGACCACCCGCAUCGAAGGAGUCGAAGAAGGCACCGCUUCAUAUGUGACGCCGAUCCAAAGCCGCAACGCCUAUGAACACCACUUUGGUAUCACCCAAGCAUGUCGUCAACUACGGAAGGCGACCAUCAAGAUGUGCUACAGUGGGAAUAUCUUCAUGCUCCGCGUCGUCGAACCCCAAAACUACUCAUACAAGAGUAAUUAUCCAGAAGCCGCAGCUCAUCCAGCUGAGACCUGGCUGAAAACUCGAUCCCUCGAAGCUCGUCAGGCCCUCUCGCAGGUCAUCCUGCAAUAUAGGGGCGUAUACGACUACUAUCAAGGCAUGGACAUGGUUCUCUUCGAGCCGAGCUUGGAGAGCUACAGGCUCAUUUCAGUGGCCGAUGUGGGUAUAUUUGAAGGAUGGCAUGCUUCGGGUGAGCCCCAUCUCGCGAAUUAUCAACGAUGCUACGAGGAACAGAGGAUCGAGCACGAUUUCGAGGACGUGCUCAGGAAGGCAAAGGAGGGAGAUAUGACUGCGAGGAGACACGCUGUGCGGCGAGCGACUUCAAAACGCAAACACCAACCCCAUCGAGAGCCGCCUUCAACCAACACAGAUCUCGUCACACAUUGGGUAGCAACCACAGCAACGAUGGCGCGCAGCCCGCGCUUCAGCCAGCGACAGCAAAAACAGCGCGAAGAUUCCAAACAUUACUCGCGGCUCCUCAUACUACCUCCAGAGCUUCGCAACAGGAUUUUCGCCUUUGCCCUACCAUCAUCACAGUCCUUCAUCACCGGUUUCGAAGAUGGACGCCUCGACCUCGGGGGUGAUAUUGCCACUUUCAAGACGAUAUGCGAAGCAAGCGCCUACGAGCAAGAGUUUGGCCUCACGCAGGUCUGUCGUCAGAUCCGCAGGGAAACACUCAAGAUGGCCUACGCAGCCAACACCUUUUGGUUGGAUGCGCAUCCACGUUGCGGGAUGCCAUAUGCGGAGGCUUGGAUUCGCAGCCGACCGAAAGAAGUAUUGCCAUUCAUCACGAAAGUCGUUCUUGAGAGUCCUCGCACAUACUGCGAUUGCGCUUGUUUGUCUCGUUCGACCAAGGGGUCUUUCGACUUCGAUUCUGGACGUGUACAGACCGCCAAAGUCGGACGCGGUUUUUGUGGUGGAUGCUGGUCUGCCAUUGCGGAUCGGGUCGCCGAGGGACAUGUCAGGACGAUGGAGCGUGUCAUCAAAUAUUCGAAUGCGACGCGGAGGUUAUUUGACUUGGUCGAAGAGUUUCGUUGGCGCACGAGCCAAAACUUUGACACACUGCAGAAGAUUAUGGGAGAUUCGUAG
Zasmidium cellare ATCC 36951 is the source of this 3636-nucleotide messenger RNA. RefSeq lists its product as uncharacterized. Lineage: Eukaryota; Fungi; Ascomycota; Dothideomycetes; Mycosphaerellales; Mycosphaerellaceae. Gene Ontology annotation, biological process: regulation of DNA-templated transcription. The transcript is spliced from 7 exons. The record is from RefSeq and is a predicted model, not a curated record. Bases 1 to 3636 code for a protein of 1211 amino acids. Gene Ontology annotation, molecular function: DNA-binding transcription factor activity, RNA polymerase II-specific; zinc ion binding.